CUAAACUUGAUGUUUGUACUGAUGUGAUGGGAAUGUGUGCUGUGGCGAUACUGAAACCUGAUGAUUGUGAACUUUGAUCUGUUUAAUUUAUGGUCUUUUCUUAUAACAAGAGGCCCUCAAAUUUUGCACAUAAUAUUGCUAUUUUUUUUCUUGCGUAGUUUGGUGUCCAUUGCCUCUUGCUUGAUUUGUCCAUGGCUUCAAGAGGCUGCUUUACUUACUCUUGUUUUACUUGAUUCUUGGCAUCACAUCAGCGACUGGUAACCGCGGUAUACCUCAGCCAUGUGAAGAGUUUCGUGCAUGUUUGCCACUUGUUGCUUCUGAAUAUGGUUUUGAGUGAGGUGUACGACUGCCAUGCGGCUAAUGGUUCUGGUGGCGGGUGUGGAGCUCUGAUGUCAUCUGGAGCCAUAGCUCCAUACUUGAGGUGUCAAUGGGGUCAACAGUACUGGAUCGCAAUGCCUUGGUAGUUGGACCCUUCACCUCAUAUAUGCACCGGCAGCUCAGAAUAGUCAACAUAAGCUUGGUGGCAACAUAAGCUUUUUGCAGAGAAGAUGAGAAUAGCGACCACAAGACCUGAGUGAGCUUUCUAUAGUCACAUGUUUCUGCGCAGAAAGCUCAGGAUGAGGAGAAUUUGGAGGACCAAUUAGGUAUGAGGGGACCAUUGUUGCAUUUCAUGGGUGCUGGAUGUGAUCCGAGGCUUUGAGCAUAUUAAGAAUGUGGUUUUUGAAUUUGGGGUGGCCUUGGUUUUUGACCUUUAACUAAUACUAGGGAAAGGGAAGGGGAAGGUGUACCUAACAGACCAGGUUUUGGUGCAUUUUAGUGAUUUCACGGUCUUCGCCUGCCCAAAAUGAGUGUGCUGUAGAACAGUCGUAACCUCCUGUCAACCAAGCAUACAAAAUAAUUGGCCUAAAAAGCUUGUUCUUUAGAGACCCCGAGAGAUUAAAGUGGGAUCAUCCUCGUGCCAAAUGAUAGUGAGGAUGCUGGGAUAUGCUGUGGUACGGGUACCUCUGAUUCCAACUAAGAGAUGAAGGUCUCCCAUUUGUGACCCUUUUAUGUACAACUUCAAGUACUAAAACGGAGAAUGAGUUGGUCUAAGGUACAUUAGUGCACCCACAUUGAGCAACUAGUUAAUUUGAGACUAGACUUCUCCAUGCAUUCAUAAGAUAAGUCGAGACUAUAUCGAACUAGUCUACUUGAAAUAUCGAUGUAUAUAUAUUAGAUGUAUCGCAAAACUUCUCCUACAGAAUAACUUCGUCUAGCAGAUGAACAUUUGUUCAGUUCAGCCUUUAGAGUCGCAGAUGGGGUAUUUCUCUCAUCCGCCUAGAAUUAUUCGGUAGAGUCGAAAGUGGUGGAGGGUCGACUCAAAAGUGAAUUUGUGUUGCUUGCUAGGGAAAGUAGAGGGGAAAGGGAAGGAUAGUCUACCGAGUCCUGCCUGUCUUCUCGGGUAAACCAAGUCACAGAAAGCCUCUAACAAGCUCUAGCUUUCUCUACAAAGCUGCUGUUGUGAAGGCCCUGGUAUAACUCUAGAAAGGAAUAAAGCAAAACACAAAGCUACAGUCUAAAGAAAGACAUCAAAUUCUCGCUUCUUGUACAAGUAGUACCAUUUAAUUUAACAAUGAUGAACUGAUGAUAGCUUAUAAUUGUAUGAUAAACUCCCCCAAACAUAUGCCUAAGAUGUUGUUCUGCCAUGGAUGUCAUCAGUUCAUUACAAAAUUCAGAACACUCGUGUUUCCAAAAGCUCUGCCAUGCAUAUUCUUUCAAAAGGUCCUGUUUAUUUCUCCUCCUCUUUCUUCUUUUACCAGUUGUUUUUCUGGGUGUAGCUACAUUGAUCAUAAUCUUCGUCAUGAAGCCCCAAAAGCCAGUUUUUUCGCUUCAAGACGUAAACGUGGAUUCAUAUAAGCUCAAUGCCUAUUCGGGUUCAACCCUGUUUGUUUCAUCAGUAAUCACAUUGACCCUGAAUGCUCAAAAUCAUAACAAAGUCGGCAUCUGGUAUACCCCUUCCCACCUAGAAGCUCUCUAUGAUGGAGUGCCUAUAGGAACAAUUCGGAUUCCCGGGUUUCUUCAACCUGCUCAUAGUAGUAAUGUGACUAUGCAGACGAGGCUUUUGUUUCCAUGUGUGAAUGCCAGCCAGAUUGUGACAGAGGCUUCAUUGCAAGAGGAUUCCAGGAAAACAAUGUUUCAGAUGAAAAUAUUGGGUGAUGUUGGAGCUCACCUGCUGGUAUUUCACAUUAUUCUUUUGAAGAUCAAGGUUGGUCUGGAGUGUGACAUGAAUAUUGAUUACAAGGAGCUGACCAACAGAAAUGAAGUUCACAACACCAUUGGAUCUUUUCCUACCAAUUCCCAGUCCAUGUUCAUGAAUUGCACAUUGGCUUUGAACAUAUAGAGGUGAAGUAACAACUAUGUAGAUAACAUGAGUUUUCUAGUGACUGGCUAAUUGUACGUGUAGUUGAAUAACAGUAUAGAGUUGUUCAAAUGUAGAUAACACCUAAUCAACAACUAUGAACUCUUGAAACCAAUCAAGUCCAAGAUUCAUGUUGUUUGAUGGGAUUGGUUUACCAAUUUGGCAAAUACUCGUAAUUUUGUGCGCCGCUUUUCUGGUAUGAAACGACAUCACUCGAUCACAUCGAUCAAAUUAAGUGAACAAAAAUUUUAUACUGGUUGCUUUGUCCAUUCUAUUGCAUCACUUCACUUUCUGAUAUUUAAGAUAUGAUCAACUUUUUGUUGUUUGGUCUGUG
Messenger RNA from Fragaria vesca subsp. vesca, 2732 nucleotides. RefSeq lists its product as uncharacterized. Bases 1685 to 2380 code for a protein of 231 amino acids. NCBI's taxonomy places the organism in Eukaryota, Viridiplantae, Streptophyta, Magnoliopsida, Rosales, Rosaceae. Gene Ontology annotation, cellular component: plasma membrane. The record is from RefSeq and is a predicted model, not a curated record. The transcript is spliced from 2 exons.